Molecule: messenger RNA, 3977 nt
Organism: Lotus japonicus
Lineage: Eukaryota; Viridiplantae; Streptophyta; Magnoliopsida; Fabales; Fabaceae
Product: pentatricopeptide repeat-containing protein At1g06143-like
Exons: 2
Coding region: 297-1988 (563 amino acids)
Biological process (GO): RNA modification
Molecular function (GO): RNA binding; protein binding
Source: RefSeq, a predicted model, not a curated record
AUCCUGAGGAGAACUCAAAUUGAGUGAUUGAAUUGAGUGGAAGUGUGUUUUAAGUGCAAUAGCACGGACUCUAAUGCUCUAGCAUGGACAUGGAUACUAUCAUGGAUGGAGGUAACAUGGUCUAUAGCUGCCAACUGGGUGUCCAUUAGAAGAGGUGCCAACUGAGUGUUCAUUAGAAGAGGUUUGGAAAUAACCAAAACGAAGUAGGCCCAAAUGAGUGACAAAAAAAAUGUGUACAUGAACAAAGCAAUAGAACUUUCAGAAUCUCUCUCCCUUCUCCCAUAUAUGCAUUAUUGAUGCUUAACUUUCAACACUGCAAAAUUCACACUCUCAAGGACAAAAUCCUAGACCAGAUAAAACGAUGCUCCAAGAGGGAGAAGAAAACACUAGAAUCCGUCUACGCCAACAUGAUCAAAACCAACGCCAACCAAGAUUCCUUCUUGAUGAACCAAUUCAUAGCCGCAUGCACAACCAUAAAUCUCGCAACUCAUGCAUUUUCCCACAUGGAUAACCCCAACGCUCUCGUUUACAACGCACUCCUCAGAACCUGCGUCCAUUGCCAUCGCUCUCACCAAGCAUUAGCAUGUUACGUGAAGAUGCUCAGAAACGGCGUCGUCCCUACCAGCUACUCGUUUUCGUCUUUGGUUAAGGCUUGCACCCUGUUAAUGGAUUCAGCUGCGGGUAAAACCGUUCAUGGGCACGUGUGGAAACGCGGGUUUGAUGCCCAUGUGUUUGUUCAGACCACUCUGGUUGAGUUUUAUUCGAUGUUGGGUCUCGCGGGUGAUGCGAGGAAGGUGUUUGAUGAAAUGCCUGAGAGGGACGCGUUUGCUUGGACGACCAUGAUUUCUGCGCAUGUGCGGUGUGGUGAGGUUGACUCCGCGGCGAGGCUGUUUGAUGAAAUGCCUGAGAGAAACAGCGCUACGUGGAACGCGAUGAUUGAUGGGUAUGCUAAAUCGGGGAACAUCGAGUGUGCUGAGAUUUUGUUUAACCGAAUGCCGUGUAAGGAUGUUAUCUCGUGGACUACCCUGAUGACUUGUUAUUCAAGAAACAAGAGAUUUGGUGAUGUGGUGACGCUUUUUCAUGAAAUGGUUAGCAGAGGAUUGGCGCCUGAUGAGGUGGCCAUGACCACUGUGAUUUCAGCUUGUGCACAUCUAGGGGCGCUUGGGUUAGGAAAGGAGGUGCACCAUUAUCUGAUGGUGAAUGGGUUUGGUCUUGAUGUUUAUAUUGGGUCCUCGCUGAUUGAUAUGUAUGCCAAAUGUGGGAGCAUAGAUAGGUCCCUUCUGGUGUUCUACAAGUUGCAAGUGAAGAACCUCUUUUGUUGGAAUUCUAUGAUCGAUGGGCUUGCCACGCAUGGGUAUGCAAAAGAAGCAUUGAAGAUGUUUAGUGAAAUGGAGAGGAAAGGAAUCAGGCCAAAUGGGGUUACAUUUGUUAGUGUUUUAACGGCUUGCACCCAUGCAGGGUUUGUAGAAGAGGGUCGGUCCAGGUUUGUGAGUAUGAUUGAGGAUUAUUGUAUUAGUCCUGGAAUCGAACAUUAUGGAUGCAUGGUUGAUCUACUGAGCAAGGGUGGUUUGAUUGAAGAUGCUUUGGAGAUGAUCAGGGGCAUGACAUUUGAACCAAACUCUUUUAUUUGGGGGGCUUUGUUGAGUGGGUGUAAACUUCACAGGAACUUGGAAAUAGCUAAUGUUGCUGUUCAGAAUCUGAUGAUUUUGGAGCCAAGUAAUAGUGGGUAUUACAGUCUCCUUGUUAAUAUGUAUGCUGAAGUGAAUAGGUGGAAAGAGGUUUCAAAGAUCCGGAUUGCUAUGAAGGAUUUGGGUGUGGAAAAGACUUGUCCUGGCUCUAGCUGGGUUGAAAUCAAUCAGAAAAUUCAUCUAUUUGCAGCUUCUGAUAAUUAUCACACAUCUUAUGGUCAUGUUAACUUGUUGCUAUCUGAACUGGAUCAGCAGUUGAGAUUAGCUGGCUAUGUCCCUGAACUGGGGUCUAUUUUAUAAUGACUUUGGCUCUUCAAGUAGGAGGAACCUGAAAAAAGGACGGUUGUAAUAUAAAUUGUGUACAGCCAAACAGUUGAAGGCAAGCCUUGAAAUUUUGCAGGCAAGUGGGUAAUGAUUAAUGACAACAACAGACAAAUCCAAAGUCUCUGAUGAUGCACGAGAGGAGUAUUUGGUUUUCUGUCCUCAGGAACCCAGGUACGCUCUUCUGCACUGCAUGUUGCUUAUGUGUUACAACAUAUUCGCAGUUUGAUUGAUGAUUUGCUUGCUCUUAAACUGUCACUGUAAUAGCAAUAAUAUUGAAAAGCUGAAGAGAAAUAAUUUCUUGGGCUUCUGAGUUCACAAGUGCAAAGCAGGUCACACUUCAUCAUUUUUCUUUGACAUCACUAUGUAUUCUAACCAAAACAAAGGUAUAGAAUCUGAUAUAUCAUGCACUAAAUUUUAAAUCCGAAAUAAUGUGUCUUUUAUUUGGAGGGGGGAGAUUAGCUGCUUGAAAUUAUUUGUGGUGAGCUACAGUGCAAACCGUCAAUCAUGCCCUUGACUACUUGACUAGGACACGCGUUCACCUGUUUAAUGUUUAUAUACUUUUUAGGUGGCUACUGACAAAUUAUUGGGAUCCUAAAUCUUUCAAAUCAUAGAAUUCCAUGAUGAGUUCAAAUCUAACUCCUUAAAUUCAAGGUUCGAGUUUAAGUUUGCUAAGCAAGAAAGGUUUUUAAGCGGAGGGAUGUGGGUUGAAAAGAGUUAAAAGUUGAGCACUAUUACCAGGAAAAAAGGGUAUUGAUUAAUAUGUCAUUGGAGUUCUGGAAGUCGAAUGCAUCAUUGUAAAAUGGAAAGUUUAGAGCUCGGGAAAUAGUUAAAUUCUUUAUUAUUGUCCUUGUAAAUGCACAUGUCUAUAUUUUCCCAUUAUCCUGGCUAUUUUAGGUUUGAUUGGAGGGAGAAGUUCUUUCAGUUUUUGUUAUACUACCUGUUUGUUUUUUCUGUUGCUAGAAGAUUACCGAUGGUUUUCUUUAUUAUUGAUUGUUCUUUUAUAUGCGUAUGUAUAUAUUUUCUUAUAAUGUAUAUGGACAUGUAAAAUCACGGUACAACUACAACAUUCUGUUUACACAAAAUUUUGGUAAACACAAAUAAAUAAAGAAUCCAAAGAUCAAUCUGGGACUGAUUCGAGUCCUCUUGGGUUCUUUGGUGAAAAUGAAUUAAAUUUAAUCAAACAAAACUAAAGAAACUUGAUAACAAAUUAGAAAUAAGCCAAUAGAUUCGACUUAAACAGAUAAAAACGUAAAUAAACUUUCUGAAUCUGAAUAAUAAUAAUAAACUAUAAAAUGUAAAGUGUCACACGAAUCUCUACUUUUUCACUCUAACUUGGCUUGUAAUCAUUGUGAUCGAUUGUAAGCGCUUGAGAGUUUUUCGAGUAGAAAUUGUGAACCCUCAUCUCUCUACAAACCUGCUAUUUAUAGACUUAAAAUAUAACUAACUUCUAACGGUCAAUUAAUACAAUUAUUACAAGUGUCUUCUAAACAUGACUUCGUCUUACACGUGUCUUUCUACUCCAUACGUGUCCCUAGUGAAGUAUCUUCAAAAGACAACCGGCUUCUCGUUUGGAAUCCUCCAUGUCUCGAACAAAAAUUGCUUUGCAGUCGAAGUCGUUGAACACUUGAUAAAUUUCCUUGAUUCUCUUCACUUUCGACUUCCUAAGUUGAACCCAGUAUAAGUUCCAAUCGAAAUAUGCAACGAUAGGUCGAAAUUAUAUGCAAUUAACACAUUCAUAGCUUCCUUUACAAUCACAAUCCUUCCGCUAAGAGAAAUUGUUUUAGAUUUCCACCCAUUCAGUUUCGCCUUCAUUCUUUCAAGUUUCAAUGACCUUUGACCAGAACCCAAUUCUGUGAUGAUUUCCACCAAGAGAAACCCUAAGUAAUUUAUAGGAAAGCGUCCCACACCACAUCCUAGUAACCCGGUUCCACUGCCCUUCUCCGAUCACAAUAAUAAUGAAUAAAC